Molecule: messenger RNA, 2160 nt
Organism: Owenia fusiformis
Lineage: Eukaryota; Metazoa; Annelida; Polychaeta; Sabellida; Oweniidae
Source: the annotation of a GenBank genome assembly
GAAUGGUUCGUCUCGAUAACAUUACUACAUCCGGGGUCUUUCACAGCAUUACAAAAAGAACGAUCGGACGAUUUUAGUUAGUUGCUCCUGCAAUUUAAUUAAAUACAACGAAUCUCAAUGAUUUGAAUGCGAUUUUACCAACUAGGCACUCAGAUUUUUCAGUUUUUUCAAAGUUUAUUUCGGUCACUACCAUCAGUUAAGAUGACCACUACUAGGGCGCAAACCAAAGAGAUGUGGCGAACGGCUGACGCUGUGUGCUUCGAUGUGGAUUCCACAGUUAUACAGAAUGAAGGCAUUGAUGAAUUAGCAGCAUUCGUUGGUGCAGGAGACAAAGUCAGUGAACUCACCAAAAAGGCCAUGGGUGGUGGCAUGACAUUCCGUGAAGCAUUAUCUAUACGACUGAAGAUUAUUAGGCCAUCUAUUAACCAACUCACAGAUUUUAUCAACCAUAGACCUCCAGCACUUACACCAGGAAUAAGCACUCUAGUCUCAUUACUACAUCAGAGAGGAGUUGAUGUAUAUCUCAUAUCUGGAGGAUUUAGGGAACUCAUAGAGCCAGUAGCAAAAAUACUCAACAUUCCCAAUGACAACUUAUUCUGCAAUCGUAUCAAAUUUUACUAUGAUGGCGAUUAUGCUGGAUUUGACGAGCAUCAACCAACUUCUGAGUCCGGGGGUAAAGGACGCGUCAUCAAUCUGUUGAAGUCUAAAUAUGACUACAAGAAACUUGUGAUGAUCGGGGAUGGUGCUACAGACAUGGAAGCCUCACCCCCAGCAGAUGCAUUUAUCGGCUUUGGUGGCAAUGUUCAGCGACCAGCUGUUAAGAAAGGGGCCCCUUGGUUCAUUGAAAACUUCCAGGAGUUAAUAAAUGAGCUUGACGGCACUGCUGAGGACAAUAGUGAUGAUAUGGAGUCCUAAUCUUGGGAGUCUAAAAACGUUAUAUAUUUUAAAUUGCAUUGUUUUUAGUCAUUCAAUGAAUAGAUACUUAGAGGUGGGGGGUGAUCGAUUAGAGCUCCAGAACUUCUAAGACCCCAUCAAUUUGUUUUUGAAAAUCAUUGAUAUAUUAUAAAUUUUUAAGACAAGUAAAAGUAAAAAGUAUGAGGUGUAAGAAAUGGGUAUAGAAAACGCUCCAGGAGUUCACAGUUAUCCUGACAAAGUAUCUGUGUGAUCAAUGGUCCAUGAAUUCAUUGAAGUGAACUAUAUUCAUUCAUUGAACUCUAAAUGUCCUUGAGCCCAAAUUUGUCCUCAAACGAGCGAUGAAACCUAAAUAGAUGCACUGAAUCCCGUAGCUUCAUUCUUAAACCUCUUAUACCUAAACAUUUUUUGGCCUCAUGCUUUUUAUUAUUGAUAGUUUUGUUAUUAAUAGCUCCCCCACCUCUAACGUUGCAGUCAGUGUACACGAGGCAGCGUCCAUAUACCCCUUUAUUCACCAGAUAGGGCUGCAUUGACUUGCAGUGACUAUUGUGCCAUACAAAUUGACAGUAUCACCUUAUCAACAGUGCAGCCUCCUUUGCUGAUUGGGAAUUCUGGGAGGCAUUAUCCUCUCUGGUCAUUUGUCAUUUGCACAAAAAUGCAGAAUUAUUGUUUAAAAAUUCAGGUAUGCCAUUGCCAUCCUCCUUUGAAUGCUCAAAAAUGGCUAUUUUGCCAUAAAAAUUCUGGGAGACAAUCCUCCAUGGAAAGAAAGAACAGAGUACUUAUGAGGAUCUCAAUGUUGAAUUAAACUGAAUGACAAUAUCAACUGAACUGUUUUGCAGUUGGUGUUUUUGAACUAUGGGAGUCACACCUCCUUUGAAUUUUUAUUGAACUAUGGGAGUCACACCUCCUUUGAAUUUUUAGUGUAAAGAAUUGAUCUCAACGUUUAAAACUACUGGGGAACAAUAGAAAGAUUUACAAACAUGACAUUUAGUGAGCAUUAAUUGUGACAAGUUAUUUUUGUAUAUCUUACAUAUGAUAUUUUAGAGGUAACGGGUAAUAUUCCCAUCCAUUUCUUCAUGUAUGUUUCUAGCAAUCUGAUUGGUCUAUUUUUCUAUCGGCUGACAAGUUUGGUUUUUGAAAUGACCCAGUCGGUAGUUGAUUACCAGAUAUUUCAUAUGUAAAUUUCUUAUAUGUUUAGACUGGAGGUUUAUGUUUCAACGUGCUUUUUGUUUAUUUUGAAUUUUUUGU